Aspergillus chevalieri is the source of this 1242-nucleotide messenger RNA. RefSeq names its product GTPase-activating protein GCS1. Gene Ontology annotation, biological process: regulation of ARF protein signal transduction; regulation of endocytosis. Lineage: Eukaryota; Fungi; Ascomycota; Eurotiomycetes; Eurotiales; Aspergillaceae. Gene Ontology annotation, molecular function: GTPase activator activity. Bases 1 to 1242 code for a protein of 413 amino acids. The record is from RefSeq and is a predicted model, not a curated record. Gene Ontology annotation, cellular component: Golgi membrane. The transcript is spliced from 4 exons.
AUGUCUCGAAUGUGGGAGGUCGACCCGGAGACAAGAGCCAAGCUCCUCCAAAUCUCCAAGACCAACGGAAAUGACAGAUGUUGCGAUUGCAACGCACCAUCGCCCCAAUGGGCCUCCCCCAAAUUCGGAAUCUUCAUCUGCCUAAACUGCGCCGGCACCCACCGCGGCCUGGGCGUACACAUCUCUUUCGUCCGCUCAAUCACCAUGGACGCCUUUAAGACGGGCGAAAUCCACCGCAUGGAACAAGGCGGUAACGAACCUUGGAAGUCGUUCUUCGAUAACCACGCGAUUACACAGUCUGAGGGACGGACCUUUGAGGAUUCUACGAUUAAGGAAAGAUAUGAAGGAGAAGUCGGGGAGGAGUGGAAGGAGAGGCUGGCGGCGAAGGUGGAGGGGAGGGAGUAUGUUCCUGGGCAGCGGGAGGUUAAGAAGAAGGAAACACCAGCGGCGAGUCAGGGACCAAGUUCGAUAUCCAACACCGGGCCGAGAGGAUCCUCGCCUGCUCUUAGUGAGGGCGGGGGAGUAGGAGGAGGAAAGAAAGAGCGCAACGAGGCGUAUUUCGCAAAACUGGGGACCGCAAACGCCACGCGUUCUGAAUCCCUGCCCCCAUCGCAAGGUGGGAAGUUUACUGGGUUUGGAGGCGGAUUGCCGCCAAGUUCGCCGGCGGGAUCGAGGAGUUCGUUUAUGGGCGGUGCUGGCGGGGCGCCUGCAUUGGAUGACUUUCAGAAGGAUCCCAUGGGCACGUUGACGAAGGGGUUUGGGUGGUUUACAUCGGCUGUGGGGAAGAGUGCGAAGACGGUGCAUGAUUCGUAUAUCCAGCCUACGGCGAAGCAGCUCGCCGAAUCCGACUUCGCGGCCCAAGCCCGCCUGCAAGCCGUGCACCUCGGCCAGAACAUCCAAGUCGGCGCGCGCGGCGCCGCAGACCAAUUCAACCGCUUUGUCGAGGGCCAGGACGAACAUACCGCGUCUUUAGCUAGACGCCGCGGGGAACCUGAGCGGAAGGACUUUUGGGAUGAUUUUGCGGCGUUGGGGGCGGAGGGGCAGGGGCAGCAUCGGAGGAGUGCGAGUCGGCCUAAUGCUAUUGGAACGGCAGCUAUGAAGCCGGGGGCUACGGGGGCGGGGACUGGAACUGGGGCGACGGGUAGUACUGGUGCUGCUGGUAGUGGGAGUGGGAGUGGUGCUACUGGGACUGCAAAGGGGCAGGGGCAGCAGCAUGAGGAGGGGUGGGAUGAGGAUUGGUAG